Molecule: messenger RNA, 1582 nt
Organism: Daldinia loculata
Lineage: Eukaryota; Fungi; Ascomycota; Sordariomycetes; Xylariales; Hypoxylaceae
Exons: 2
Coding region: 246-1475 (409 amino acids)
Source: RefSeq, a predicted model, not a curated record
GGUAUGUCAUGGCAUUAUAUAGCUACAUAUCGUCUAACCACAUGGUAAAUGGUGCUCACCUCCCAUCCAGAUCUCUGUUCAUAGUUCUCUUUCCUUCUCGCCUGUUAUCCUUUCCUUCCCUUCCUAUAGUCACUCCUUAAUGCUUCGCCUGCUGGUCAGCUUGUACUGUUGAGCAGUAUUUACGUUCUUUUUACAUAGUUAGUUUAUUCUUCGUACAUAUAAUACGCGGCUAGAGGUAAUAGGAAAUGAGGAAAUCAGAUCUAGUCACAGCUCUUGCUGUUAUACUUGGUGCUGCCUUCAAUGGAGUACUUGCUACCCCAGCCCCUAUUUUUCAGCAGGAUCAAAAUUUCCCUACUUCUAACCACCCAAGUACGGUGCCAUCUUCCUCCAGUGGCCAACUUCAACAAUUGCCAAAUGUUAGAGGGGAUAAGGGAUCCGGCACGAAUGCCGAUGUGAAAGGUGGUUAUGGGCCUGAAGCAGUAUCCUCCGAGGGAUUAGUACAGAUCCCUGGCGCACCAGUGACUGCUGGUCAGUUAGUCGCUCUCCCCGGGCUAGAAGAGUCAACAGCUGCCGGUGAGACCGCUACGAGUAGUGCGGCUGUUGAGUCCUUAGCAGCCGGAACUACUUCUAGUACCACACUUGGGACAACGACGGAUGCUGGGGUAGAGAUAUCCUCAAGUACAGCGGUACUUGAGACGUCAAAGGUCAUCGUGGCUUCAUCUUCGUCAAGCUCCGCAGUGCUAGUCGGAAGCGUCCAGAGCUUUCAAAUCAUGCCUACCGCAACUGCUACUUCUUCCGCGGCUAUCAACGUCGGGGUCGUAGCAAACUCGAGCACGCUAGCGGUAGUUUUCAGCUCUGCUUCUAUCCAAAGCUUUCGCAUCAUUAGUGCCGAUGUGUCGGCGACAGUUACAUCACCGAUCUUCGCGAAUGUGUCUACUUCGGCCCUUGUGGUCAAUGUUCCUGGAGCUGUUGCCACUUCGAGGUUCGGGGGUUUCUCUAACACCACUGUCACUGCGGCUACUACUGGGGCAGUAGCCACGAAUAUAGAUCUUCCUCCUGGAUCUGUACCAACUGGGCUCGUCGCAUUGCCUACCGGCGGUGCAGUAACAUCUGGAAGUCUCCAGUCUCUGUUGGGAUCUGAAGGCACCGAAACCGCCGGGGUCCAGCAGUCGCUUUCCGGCGCCUUGGGCAGUUCGAGCGGCCUCAGCUCUAGCGUUACUGCUAUCGAAGCACGUCCUACCGAAGCGACGAGCGAAUUGCGAGAGCUCCCUAGUGUGCAAACCACGCUGGGCUCACUGGUGCCAAUAACCUCUGAGGUUGCGAGCUCCACGGCGGUAGCAGCAGCUAGUGGUGUAUCAACGAAUAACACUUUACCAUCAUUCAGUCUAAGCGCCGCAGCGGUACCGAAGGCGGAUGCGAUAACUGCGAUGCUGGUUGUGGGAGUUACGGAGAUGUUGGCUGUGCUCUUUAUGUAAGUAGCGUAAGAUGUAGUAGAUUAAUAUAUUACGGUAUUUCUCUGCAGCAUUAAGAUUUCAGUGAAGAAAUCAUGUGCGGGCUUACACGUAAGAUUAUUGCACUCACC